Molecule: messenger RNA, 1287 nt
Organism: Pelagomonas calceolata
Lineage: Eukaryota; Pelagophyceae; Pelagomonadales; Pelagomonadaceae
Source: the annotation of a GenBank genome assembly
CUAGGUAGCUCCAGCCUCGGCCUUGAAGUGGUGCUCAAAACGCCCACUGCGCAGCCAUUUAUCAGGGCAGAAGCCAUUCUCAACUCAUUUAUCGAGUGCGAGAGGCGGUAGCGCUUUGCCGGGAGCCUGCUCUUCUCUACAGGAGUUGAGGGAGGUGCGCUGCAUCAGCAGCGCCGCGCGCGGGGACGCCGGCCGCGGUAAAAUAUGCCGCCGCACCGACGACGACGACGCGUACCACUCGUCCUCCUGCUGCGAUGCGCCGCGGGCGUCCUCGAGGGCGUGCGCCCAACAACACCGAAGGCGAAGACGCUACACCUCAAAACACCCCGGACGCCAAGCGUCCUCGCGCCCAUGCCCGACACAAGACCGAGCUGGUUCAAAGCAAAAGCCCCGGGCGGCCCCGGCAGCCGCUACGCUGAAUUACGGAAGUCCAUCGACGCCGGGAAGCUUAAUACUGUGUGCGACGAGGCGGCCUGCCCGAACGCGGGCGAGUGCUGGGAGGGCGGCACGGCGACGAUCAUGUUGCUGGGCGAGGCGUGCACGCGCGGGUGUAGGUUCUGCAACGUCAAGACCGACACGGCGCCGCCGCCGCCGUCGGCCGACGAGCCUUUGGAAGCCGCUUUGGCUGUCGCCUCCUGGGGCGUCGACUACAUCGUCCUUACCAGUGUAGACCGCGACGACCUUGAUGAUGGUGGUGCUGGUCAUUUUGCCAAAACUGUGAAUUUGCUCAAAGAAUUACAACCAUCUAUACUGGUAGAGUGUUUGGUUUCGGACUUCGCGGGCGCCUAUGAACCUUGUACCACGCUAGCGACGUGCGGCUUGGACGUCUACGCUCAUAAUGUGGAAACGGUCGAGCGAUUGCAAGCGCGGGUCCGCGACCCGCGCGCGAAUUACGCUCAAAGUUUGAUGCAGUUGCGGCGGGCCAAGGCCGCCUCGGUCGAUGCGCCUUCACCGAUUCUGACCAAAACUUCAUUGAUGUUGGGUCUGGGCGAGACGCGCGAUGAACUACGAAGGACCAUGGCCGAUCUGCGCGCUAAUGGGGUGGACGUCGUGACCUUCGGCCAGUACCUCAGACCCACGGAAAAGCAUUUAUCCGUGGUGGAAUAUGUACACCCCGACGUCUUCGAGGAGCUGCGCGAGGAGGCCGUCUCGGAAUUCGGGUUCGAGUACUGCGCGUCGGGGCCGAUGGUCCGGUCCUCCUACAAGGCGGGCGAGUUCUACCUCCAGAACCUGCUGGAGAAACGAAGGGAGGUGGACGUCGAGUUCGGGUAAGGUUGUAGAAAUGAA